This is a messenger RNA of Paramecium tetraurelia, 744 nucleotides long. RefSeq lists its product as uncharacterized. The record is from RefSeq and is a predicted model, not a curated record. NCBI's taxonomy places the organism in Eukaryota, Ciliophora, Oligohymenophorea, Peniculida, Parameciidae. The transcript is spliced from 5 exons.
AUGCCUUAUGUCUAAUAUCUCUAUUAUCAACAGAAACUUCCAUAAAAUUUUGAAUAAGUACGUCAUCACGAAGACCCAAUCUCCGCUUAAGGCACGAGAAGAUCAAUCGCAGAAUAGUAGGAUGUGGUACCGUAAAUCAAAAGUGAAGCUCUAUAAGGAUACAUAAUGAUGAUUGUCAACGAGGAUGAAACUUUUCUCGAUAAAAUAACAAAUCUAAAAUAUAGCAAUUAGACAACUUUAUUUAAUCUGCUUGAUGGGUUGGUCCACAAAUAGAAGUGUCAAUAGAAGAGUAGAGAAGAACUAGUUAAGUAUUGCUUACGUAAAGCUUUGAAAUUUAUAUUCAAAAGAGUUCAAGAGAAAUACGAUAAAACAAAGACAAAUUUGAAAUCCGCUCAACGAAUAUUCAUGAAUAUUGUGGAGAAGGAAACUUCAGCCAUUAUUAUGCUGCCAUUUAGAAAAAAUAGCAUAAAUAAAACAAUGAAUUCAGAUUUUUUGAAAUAAAUUUUCUCUUCAAAAACAUUUGUUACUUACUACAAAGAAUUCUUAAACUCUUUGGAAUAGGAGAUACAAAAAGAUUCUAACAAAAAAAUUGCCAUUCUCUGCAAUAAAAUUAUGAAUCAUAUUCAAGAUGGAAAAAAUUUUGAAUUUGAUAUUAAAAGAUUACCAUGGUCUCGUUCAAAUGUAGAAAAAGUAAAACAGGCAGCUUAGGAAAUGUUACUUUAUUCAAAUUUUGAGAUUUAGUGA